AUAUAUAUUUAAAAUAUAUGUUUUAUAUGUGUUUUAGUCUAAUAAUUACUUUUACAAUGCCAUCUUUUUUUGGAAAUGUUAAACACCAGUUUCAAACUGUGCGAGAUGAUGGCAAGAUAGAGACAAAACCAUUUUUAGAUGCUUGCAGUGAAAUAAUACCAUUUUUUGACAUUCUUGGAUCUACUGCUUUUGCUCCAGUCAAAUCUGAUAUUCGGGGCAAUGUAACGAAGUUGACCAAUAAGUAUGAACUAUCGCCAAAACAAUUUGAAACUCUUCAAGAUAUUGUAAAGAGUGAGAUAGAAGCAAACUCAACAAAAGCAAAGAACUCUGCCACAGAUGCUCUAUUGUGGUUAAAAAGAGCAUUAUCUUUCAUUCGUGUGUUUUUACAAGAGGUUUUAACAGGUGAACAGGACUUGGUUGUUUGUGCAAAAAAAGCAUAUGAAAGUUCAUUGAAGGCAUACCAUGGAUGGAUGGUUCAAUCUAUUUUUAAUUUGGCAAUGAAAGCAGUUCCAUAUAGAAAAGAUUUUAUUAAAGCUCUUGGUGAAGACUGUAGCGAAGAAGAAGUUUUGAAAGAUAUGGCCAUUGCACUAAAUCUAAUGGCACAAAACAUUGACAAUCUGAAUGCUUUUUAUACAGAAUCUGGUCAAGAUGUACAAAGUAAAGUAUGAAACAAUGUAGUUAUACUAGGUCAUGAUGUUACUAGAAUAUUUGUGCCUUGUGUUUGGUGUUGAUUAUCAUGAUUUCUAAAAGAACUUAUUUAUAAUCAUAUUUAUUGAUUUUGUUAAAUGAAAAAAAAAAGUAGAAAAAUUUUUUUUGUAUGAAAUUAUCUUAUUUUUAAAACAUAUAUUUUUUGAUGUUAUAUUUAAUUUUGUAAUCCUGGUAUAAAUUAUUGUAAUAUGGUAUAUAUUAUUUCAGUACAGUAGACAUUUUUCAUAAUGGGUUUAGUAUAUGUAAUAUCAACACUAAUUAUGCUACUAUAGCAAUGUACAAUUGUAUGUACUACUAUAAUUAUGCUAUAUUAUGUAUAUUAUUGCAUAAUUAUGCUACAAUAUAUACAAGAAAUGUAUAAUUAUGCUACACUAUACAUAAUAAUGUAUAUUUAUGCUACACUAGUAAUGUAUAAUUAUGCACUUGAGUUUUAAUAUAACAUUGUAAAUUUCAUUGUUCUAAUGUUAUAUUGUUUUAAACAUUU
Messenger RNA from Hydra vulgaris (swiftwater hydra), 1192 nucleotides. RefSeq names its product glycolipid transfer protein. The record is from RefSeq and is a predicted model, not a curated record. Gene Ontology annotation, cellular component: cytoplasm. NCBI's taxonomy places the organism in Eukaryota, Metazoa, Cnidaria, Hydrozoa, Anthoathecata, Hydridae. Gene Ontology annotation, biological process: intermembrane lipid transfer. Gene Ontology annotation, molecular function: lipid transfer activity.